AGCGACUCAGCAGAGGCGAAAGGGGAACGUUUGUGGACACUUGACAGCUUUCAGAGACUGCUAUGACAUCUCGCAGGUGGUUCCACCCCAACAUCACCGGAAUUGAGGCAGAGCAGCUCCUGUUGACCCGGGGUGUCCACGGCAGUUUCCUGGCCCGGCCCAGCAAGAGCAAUCCAGGGGAUUUUACCCUCUCUGUCAGGCGCAAUGAUGAGGUGACCCACAUUAAAAUCCAGAACUCAGGUGACUACUACGACCUGUACGGGGGCGAGAAGUUUGCCACGCUGGCCGAGCUGAUUCAGUAUUACACCGAACAACAGGAUCUCCUGCGCGAGAGGAACGGCCAUGUCAUCGAGCUCAAGUACCCACUCAACUGCAAGGACCCCACCUCUGAGAGAUGGUACCAUGGGCACCUCUCUGGCAGAGAUGCAGAGAAACUGCUCACAGACAAAGGCAAAGCCGGGAGCUUCCUGGUACGGGAGAGCCAGAGUAAACCGGGCGACUUUGUCCUCUCGGUUCUCACCAAUGAGGAGAAACACGAGAACGUGGACCGCAAGACCAAGGUCACCCACGUUAUGAUACGCUACCAGCAGGACGGUAAAUACGACGUGGGUGGCGGUGAGAGGUUUGACACCCUGGCUGACCUGGUGGAUCACUACAAGAAGAACCCCAUGGUGGAGAAAAGUGGCAUUGUAGUGCACCUCAAACAGCCCUUUAAUGCGACGAGGAUAAAUGCAGCCAACAUUGAGAACCGGGUACGAGAGCUCAACAAAGUAGCAGACAACUCUGAGAAACCCAAACAAGGAUUCUGGGAAGAAUUUGAGGUACUUCAGCAGCAGGAGUGCAAGCUGCUGUAUCCCCGGAAAGAAGGCCAGAAGCCAGAAAACAAGAGUAAAAACAGAUACAAGAAUAUCCUCCCCUUCGACACAACACGGGUUGAACUCAGGGAAACAGAUCCAGAUAUUCCUGGUUCAGACUACGUCAACGCCAACUACAUCAGAAGUAUGCAUGAAGAGGGGCGCCACGUGGACGAGGGCAAAGUCUUCAUUGCCACCCAGGGCUGCCUACAGAAUACGGUCGUUGACUUCUGGAAGAUGUUGUAUCAGGAGAAUACACACGUCAUCGUCAUGACUACCAAGGAGAUGGAGCGAGGACGGAACAAAUGUGUCCGUUACUGGCCCGACCCCAACGGCACAAAGGAGUUUGGGAAAGUGCUCGUGAGGAACGUGGACGAGCGGCCAGCACAAGACUACAUCCUCAGGAAGCUGGAGGUGACCCGUCUGGACCGGAAGGAGCCUCUGAGGUACAUUUGGCACUAUCAGUACCUGACCUGGCCGGACCACGGGGUGCCCAAUGAGCCCGGCGGUGUCCUUUGGUUCCUAGAGGAGGUCAACCGGACCCAGAGUACCAUUCCAGACACUGGACCCAUCGUCGUCCACUGCAGUGCAGGCAUCGGCAGGACAGGCACCAUCAUCGUCAUUGACAUUCUUAUUGACAUCAUUAACCGCCAAGGUCUAGAUUGUGACAUCGACAUCCCGAAGACCAUCCAGAGGGUACGACAGCAGAGGUCAGGCAUGGUGCAGACGGAGGCCCAGUACAAGUUCAUCUACAUGGCUGUGCAGCAGUACAUAGACACGGCUCAGAAGAGACUGGAGGAGGAGCAGAGGAAUAAGAUGAAGGAGAGGGAAUAUUCCAAUAUCAAAUAUCCCCCGAUGACCAACUCAAGGUCCAAACCCAACAUGUCAUCCUCACGCUCUUCUUCUGUGCUGACAAAUGAUGACUCGUCGAGUGUGUACGAGAACAUAAACUUUAAAAGCCCUCAGACUUCUUUCAGCAGUAACACCAGGAGGUAAAACCAUCGCUGUUGACCUCCUCAUCUCUCUGUCUGCCUCCCUUUUCAGCGGAGGUGUCGCUUCAUCAGCGCCUGGAAAUCCCUUUGGGGGGAGGAGGGAGUGUGUUGCUCUGACUGCACCCCACAUCAGCAGACCCCUGCCUGGGCUUCAAGGUGUUGAGCUGACUCCCUCUCUCCUGCUGCCGUCCUGCUGGACCUCUCUCUGUCUGGAGUCAAACCUUACCCUCCAUAGAGAGGAUGACUCUGCAGCAUAGUGCUCUCGCUCAGGGCCCCUGUCCCUCCCCUUCUUCUCCACCAGCCUCUCCCUCUCUUAACCAGCGUUAAGUGCCUUGUCACAGGAUGUGUCUGUAAUCUAGCCUCCCUGAACCUGCUGUUAUAUCUACUGUUACUUACUUUCCAAAUCCUGGAAGUUGAUGCGAGAAACAACCAGUUUUUUCUUCAGAAUGACAGAACUUCACGGGACCUAGGAAGAGGUCAAAGCUAAGCUGUUUGUCCGCUCGUUGCCAGAAAUCACUUUGUUCGCCGUCCCUCUUUCUCGUGUCUUUACUGGCUUUUGAUUUGAACUCGAACCUAAGACUGUUUUUGUGGCAUUCUGUCUCUCCAGCUGUGGUUGGUUAUUAACGUGGCUGCUGAGUGAUAGCAAGGACAGUUACGAAACCUGCUCCAGGACCCUGAGGCACAGGGAAGGAGAGCAAACCCCUCUUCUUUAAAAAAAAAAUUGACAAAAUAAUUUCAGGUGUAAAAGUGGAUUCUUAAUUAGAUUUUUUGUUGCUCAAGAGUUGUAAUAUGCAAAUGCAAAUCAGCUGUUCUGUACUUUAACAGAACUAGAUGUCCUGUCAGCUGGUCCCACUUUGAGUACAAACUCAUUUAUGAACAUAUUUUUUUGUAUGUCCUUAAAAUCAGCUUCUUUUCAUUAUUUCUUGGUUUUUGUUGAUACUGUGUAACAUAUGAGAUGUUGAUUUUUUUUAAAUAUAUAUAUAUAUAUAUCUAUAUAUUUAUAAAGAAGCAUUACAGCGCAAGAGAUCAUGUUCAAGCACAAUUGUCGAAGCAGCAGCAUCCCCAGCAUUAAGUUUGAUUUACAAAUGGAUUGUAAUAGUUGACAGGAAACAGGUGGAGAGGAGAUUCCUGAAUGGGUGUACCGAGUCGAACUGGGCUGACCGCCAUCUCUCAGCUUCGUUUGACCGGCUGUCCUCGUUAAUCAGCGGGUCUGAUGCAGUUCAACAUCUGUCGGAGGAGAUCGUCACAAGGAGACAAGGGAAAAAGGGGCGAUUACAGUGGGCCAGAUGGCCAUCUGCCUGAGAUUGAAGAAUAGAUUUGUCUCCAAAAAGUAAUUUAGAAGAUGGCCAUAAUCCAGGCUUGAUGAUAGUGGGACGAGUAAGCCGACGUCAUUGAUGUGAUAACGAAGACGGUGGUGCCGUGGAGCACUGAGCCCUCUGCACUGUCUGGCAGAUUGUUUGCUAUUUUUAGCCUCCAGGAUCAAAAUAUCCUGCUCAAAUACAAAUGCAGAUGCAUUGAUGAAAUCUGACCCAGCUCGAUUCUAAAUGUAAUGACUUAAUGAUCCUAAAGUCUGGAAAAACAAAAAUCUCUCACAAGCGGAAGAUGUCAUAAUAAUGUUAAGUAGGGGUGGGCGAUAUCUUGAUUAUUUUUAUUUUAUUUAACGAUAAUCUAUGACAGAGUAUUAGGGCCACAUUUAGAGAAAAAAAUAUAUAAUUACCAGAAUAAAGUCGUAAAUAUUAUUAUUAUUAAUUACAAGUAUAAAGUCGAAAAUAUUUAAUUAAUUACAAGAAUAAUGUCAAAAAUAUUUAAUUAAUUACGAGAAUAAAGUACUACUUAAUUAAUUAUGAGAAUAAAGUCAAAAAUAUUUAAUUAAUUACGAGAAUAAAGUAGUAACUACUUAAUUAAUUAUGAGAAUAAAGUCGAAAAUAUUUAAUAACGAGUAUAAAGAUGAAAAUAUUUAAUUAAUUACAAAAAUGAAGUUGUACAUAUUUGAUAGGCUGUUCUAUAUUUACAACUUUAAUCUCGUAAUCAAUUUUUUUUUCUUCUAAAUGUUCUAAUGCUCUGUCGUAAUAAUCUGACGAUAUCCUUUAAAAUGUGAUUUCUUAUGAAAAAAAGCUGUUAAAAUUCUUCUUGCUUACCAGGAAAUCUAUGGAUUGACACAAUGUUUCAGAACAACAGCUCUUGUUUAUUUUCUUUAAACUUCAGCAUUCAAGAGAGUCCCAAUUAAACUUCACUGUAGAGACGUUAAAUGGGUAAACAUUCAGCUUCUCUCUUCUGAGGUGAAUUGUGCAGCAUACAAGCAUGAGCAAAUAAGUGGCACAUUAUUAUUUCUUAAUAUUAACAAAGUGACUUUUAAUGCACUUCUCAUCUACCGUCUAUGCGCCUCUCGUUUGUUUUCUUUUUGAGAUAUAAUAAGUACUCGAUAAUGUAAAAUUGCACAUUGUCAAAAGAAGAUAUUACCCACUUCUAGUGUUCAGUCAUCAAUUUUUUUUCUUCCAAUUUAAAGCAAAAGAAAUAAAAAGGGCGGUAAACUGUUGGUGGUGUUGGUGCUCAGACCAUUCCUCUUCGUCCACCAACAGAAACCAGGUCCAGGACUCUCACAGACUGCCCUCGCCCUGUUUUCUUCCAUCAUAAAUUGGCCAGUUUCUGUUUCAGAAGCAUGUGAUGGUUAAGAAUCGUGAUUUUUAAAAAGUGUAAUCAAAAUGUGCUGGAGUAAUAGUACUCAGUCAUUGCACUGUGUAAUAAACUGUAAUUUGAUACUGUUGACCUUGUGGGGGAUGUUAUAAUAAAGUAGUAGUGUAACCUGUCUUUUAAAGGCUUAUGAGAGCACAGAGUUAUUUUAUGAAGGUCUCAGUUGAAGCUUUGUCUGUGUAGUGAUUCAGCGUGGAGAGUUUUCCCGGUAUAAAUUGUUGCCAAUGUAUUUUAAUGGUUGAUUCCUUAUGUGAAUAAAAGUUUUAUGAAAUGUGUUGAAAGGCGUUGAUGCCCUGUGUCAGUGAAGGCCUAUGUCUGUCUAGAAAUAUGCUGCACCACUUGAUGUACUUCAGUUGAAUUUUGGAUAAUGAAGAUGUUUGGAUUCUUCUGGGUUUUUUUCCCUUUUGUCCUUUUCCCAUCUGAACUGUGAUCUCUAUCCGAUGAAUGAUGACAAAUGACUUGUGUGUGUUUCUGUGUUUCUGAACUAUGUUGCGCUGUGGAUAAUUUUUUGAUUUUUAUUGUAUUUCACUUUGCCUCUAUGGGUCAAUUUUUUUAUGAUAUGGUGAAACAUCAAUACUUGAAAGUGUGAAACUGCUGAAUCUUUGGCCUCAGGCUACGUGUGGAUGUCCAUUGGCUGUGGUAUUUUUGGUAGUGCACUAGACUUUUCAGUGUUGUUUUUUUUCUUUGUUGUUUCAUUUCAAAUUGUAUUUCUAAUUGAUGGUUUUAUCCACUCUUGCAUUUUGUAUUGUGUCUGAAUUAUUAUUAUUAUUAUUAUUAUUAUUAUUGGUGUAAUUUCACCAUCGAAAAGUACAUUUUGAAGUUGAACCAGCAUACAUACAGAUAUGCAA
Molecule: messenger RNA, 5385 nt
Organism: Centropristis striata (black sea bass)
Lineage: Eukaryota; Metazoa; Chordata; Actinopteri; Perciformes; Serranidae
Gene: ptpn11b
Product: protein tyrosine phosphatase non-receptor type 11b
Exons: 16
Coding region: 63-1850 (595 amino acids)
Biological process (GO): protein dephosphorylation
Molecular function (GO): protein tyrosine phosphatase activity
Source: RefSeq, a predicted model, not a curated record